Molecule: messenger RNA, 4195 nt
Organism: Alosa sapidissima (American shad)
Lineage: Eukaryota; Metazoa; Chordata; Actinopteri; Clupeiformes; Clupeidae
Product: NACHT, LRR and PYD domains-containing protein 1 homolog
Exons: 15
Coding region: 439-3825 (1128 amino acids)
Biological process (GO): regulation of apoptotic process
Cellular component (GO): cytoplasm
Source: RefSeq, a predicted model, not a curated record
CCUCUUUUGUUCAGAGUCUGUUUUCUACGGUCUGACUCUCUCUCUAGCUCUGUUGGAAAUGAAUGUCAGAUAGAAUGGUAACCGUUUAGUGUGUGAACUGGAGCUAAACUGGUACAACAGUAUUACAACUGGUGAGGACUGAGAGAACAGGACUAAUCCAGAGACUCAGCACUCAGGAUUCCAGCACUAGAGAGAGGAAGUGAAGUCAGUAGAUCAGCCAUUCCACACGAGGGACUGCUACAAAAUGGCCUCCGUAACUCUCUGAAGAGGAGCUCUUCUGUUUACAGUGAAACACUCAGAGAUCUUGUUCUCCUGUCAUUUAAAUUCUGUCUACGGCAGAAGUGUCCAGUCUGAGAAGCAGAGGAAAAACAACUUCAAUCUCACUGCUGAAGCACUAGACUGAGAAGCUGUGCAUGAAGGGGCGGAGACAGUGAUGUCAUGGCCAGCAGCACCCAAACAGACAAACAGGAAGUCCAGCACAAUGUGGAAGCAGGUGCAGGUGCUGAGAGUCAGACAUCUGCAGCAUCUCCAGCUAAAGCCACAGAUCAAGUGUUUAAUGCUCGGAUUGAACUCAUAAACAAGAUUGGAGAUGCUGCUCUCAAAGAUCUGCUGGAUGGCCUUCAGAAACCCACCACUGACAUGGGCCCCGUUAUUACAAAGAGAGAGAGGAAUGAGGUUCUGCAGAACCACAGUGUGACUGAGGACCAGGUGACCUGCCUGGUUGACAUGGUGUGGAAGAAGGGUGAACGGGCCUGUGAGAGAUUUCUCUCCCUCCUUAAAGACAAGGAGCCUGGUGUCUAUGACCAACAGCAAAUGAUCCUCAAUCUUAAGGAGUGGAUCUGCUCGCAGUAUAAGACCUUGCAGGAGUACAACUCCCUACCUGGACAGGACGUGCUGUUGACUGACCGCUACACUGACCUGCUGAUAGUCCAGCAACACAGAAAGCAGAAAGAGAAAGAGAAGGAGAUUCGUUUCAGAGGAGCGAGUCUCUUCAGUGCCAGGGAGGCAUAUCAAAGCACCACUGUGGACCAGUUCUUCAGCCCUAAUGACCGUGGAGACAUAACUAAAGCAGUCAUUCUUCAGGGCCACUCUGGACAUGGCAAAUCCUUUAUGGCACAGAAGAUCAUGUUGGACUGGGCAUCAGGUAACCUCUACCAGGAUCGAUUUGAACUUAUUUUACACCUGAGAUGUAAAGAACUGAACCAAGUGUCCAGAGAGAGGAAUGACAGGUGUGUGGUGGAUCUUGUGAGCUACAAUAAGACAUUUACCCCACUGAUCUCACAGAAACUAAAGGACUCACCACAGAAGGUGCUCUUCCUCAUAGAUGGAUUUGAUGAACUGCGAUUCACAAAUGAAAUCAAUGACUCACUUGUCAUUUGUCAAGACCCUUUCACACCAGCUCCUGUUGAGGCCAUUCUGAGUGCUCUGUUGAAGGGUACAAUCCUGGACGAUUGUUUCCUGCUGGUCACCACCAGGCCCACUGCUGCAGACACACUGAGCAAACUGCUCAAACACCCUCUGCGUUCAACUGAGACUCUGGGUUUCUCUGAGAAGGGGGUGCAGGAGUACUUCCAGAGGUUCUGUCAAGAUCAGCAGGUAGCAGAGAAGGCAUUGAGGAGUGUGAAGGCAACUGGAACACUCUUCUCUUCCUGCUCCAUUCCGGUCAUCUGCUGGAUUGUCUGCACAGUUUUCCGGGAGCAGCUAAAAGAAAAUGCUGAAAUGGCUGAGCUGGAAACAACCACCUCCAUAUUUGUCCACUUUGUGUCCACUCUGCUGGAGCAUCACUGCCAGGGUUUGAGUCAAUCCGUUCCUACUCUGCUGAGGAGCCUGGGCCAGCUGGCAGAGAGAGGGAUGCUGGAGCAGCAGGUCCUGUUUGAGAAGGAAAGUGUGUUGAGUACAGUCUCAGAUCCAGCCAGUGUUCCCUUCCUGUGCAAAUUCCUCAUGAAGAAGAAAGUCCACCUGGAGGAAAUGUUCAGUUUCAUGCAUCUCAGCUUUCAGGAGUUCUUUACUGCACUCUACUACACCUCAGACCAGAAUGAUGAGAAAGUCAAUGAGCUGCUCGGUUCUGUCAAGGAAUAUGACGGCAAGUCCUAUGUCCUACCCGUCAUUCAGUUUCUCUUUGGCCUCUCAAAUAAGGAGGUGGUUCAAAACCUGAAGGAACUUAAGCUGCCUUCCACUCCUUCCAUUCGAGGACAGCUAGAAAAGUGGAUUCUUGAACUCAUUGAAAAAAGUAAAGAUUCAAAGAAAAGUAAUGAGUUGCUGUUCAUUCUCCACUGUCUCUGUGAGCUCCAUGAGGAGGAGUUUGUGAGGAGAGCCAUGGAGGUUUGGGGUAAGAUAACCUUUGCUUCCAUUCCCCUGACGAGUACAGACUGCUCAGUGCUGCUGUACUGCCUGCAGCGCUGCCCGACCAUCAGAAGCCUGGAGCUCAACGUGUGCAACAUCACAGCAGAGAAGCUGAGGAUGCUGCAACCUGCACUGAGCAGGUGUGAGGAGCUGGGGUUAGUUGUUGAGGAGCUGUCUGAUGCUGAUGUGAAUGAUCUGAUCUCAGCUCUGGGGAAAGGACAGAUCCUGAGUGGACUAGGUGUGUUGAUGAGCAGUCUGUCAGAGGAGAGUGUGCAGCAGGUCCUCAGCGCCCUCUCCAGGCAGAAGUCUGUGGGUGCAGUUGUGCUCUCAGUGAAGACCAUCACCAUCACCACUGCUGAGAGGCUCCUGCAGUUCUACAAGACCACACAGAUCACAGAGUUUGUGGGGGUGCGCCUACUGGAGGGGGCUGAUACAGCUGAGAGUCUCUGUUCUCGUGUCUUGAUGAGAAGAGAAGAGGAAGAUUUCCAUCUGGUGAUUGCCCACUCUGGAGAUUCCUCUCCUGAAUCUGAAACCUCUGGACUGGGUCUAGAUCUGCUGUUCCCCUCACAGAUCUCUGACAUCAUACUGAGGGAGAUCCUCCACAGGUUCCAUCGCCUAAGACGUUUCACAUACAAUAUUCUACUGUUUGAUUUGUGUGUGGAUGCUCUGUUGUCCUGGCUGGCCUCUCUGCCUGAUCUGAAGGGGGUGAUUCUGCAUGUGAGCUGCCUGACUGAGAUCUGGGCCACCAGGAUCCUCCAACUCAUCCACACCUGCCCCAGUCUAAAGGGAGUAGAGUUGCACCUACCGAAGGGGACUGAUACAGCUGAGAGUCUCUGUUCUCGUCUCUUGAUGAGAAGAGAAGAGGAAGAUUUCCAUCUGGAGAUUCUCCACUUUGGAGAUUCCUCUCCUGAAUCUGAAACCUCUGGACUAGGUCUACAGCUGCUGUUCCCCUCACAGAUCUCUGACAUCAUACUGAGGGAGAUCCUCCACAGGUUCCAUCAGCUGAGACGUUUCACAGACAAGAGUCAAGAGCAUAAUGAGUGUGUGGAUGCUCUGUUGUCCUGGCUGGCCUCUCUGCCUGAUCUGAAGGGGGUGAAUCUGGAAGUGAGCUGCCUGACUGAGAUCUGGGCCACCAGGAUCCUCCAACUCAUCCACACCUGCCCCAGUCUAAAGGGAGUAGAGUUUGAAGCCGCUGUCUAUGAUGAGAGUUUUGAGAAGGAAGAAGGUUUGUUGCUGGAGGAGGGGAUCUGCUUACUGAGGCGCCCAGACUGCACCAUCACACUUACAGGGAAGCGCUGCUGUAAAUCCACUGAGAAGUGCACUGAGUUUAAGGACAGAAACCUCAGCUGUAAUGAACUGUGGAAGGGAUCUUCCUCACGUCUCCAAACUGAUGAAGAGAUGGCAGCAGAAGAGCGAGCUGCAGCAGUCCAACACAACCAGCAGAAACACAAGAAGAAAAAGAAGAAAUGUGUUUUAAUGUGAUCUGUCCUCCAAGGACUGAGAGUAUUGGAUUCAGAACUUUAGAUUUGUAUGUCCCAGCACUGAGGGUAUUGGAUUCAGAACUUUAGAUUUGUAUGUCCCAGCACUGAGAGUGUUGGAUUCAGAACUUUAGAUUUGUAUGUCCCAGCACUGAGAGUAUUGGAUUCAGAACUUUAGAUUUGUAUGUCCCAGCACUGAGAGUAUUGGAUUCAGAACUUUAGAUUUGUAUGUCCCAGCACUGAGCGUGUUGGAUUCAGAACUUUAGAUUUGUAUGUCCCAGCACUGAGAGUGUUGGAUUCAGAACUUUAGAUUUGUAUGUUUAUGAUUAGUUUAUGUCCUGAUUUUCCUGUUGUGUGCUCUUCCACAUAUAAAA